Quercus lobata is the source of this 3600-nucleotide messenger RNA. RefSeq names its product receptor-like protein kinase 7. Gene Ontology annotation, molecular function: receptor serine/threonine kinase binding; protein kinase activity; ATP binding. The transcript is spliced from 2 exons. Gene Ontology annotation, biological process: protein phosphorylation. NCBI's taxonomy places the organism in Eukaryota, Viridiplantae, Streptophyta, Magnoliopsida, Fagales, Fagaceae. The coding region runs from base 396 to 3383 and encodes 995 amino acids. The record is from RefSeq and is a predicted model, not a curated record.
GGGCUUGUGCAUGAAUUGGAAAUUAAAAAUCUAUCCUGUGGGGGUCACUGGACCACAGAUUGAGGGAAGUGUAAUAACUAAUAUGUCAUAUUCCUUCGGUAAUUUUCUCUUCUUUCGGUGCAUCCUGCUUCAAAAUCACGGGACACCCAACAAACUUUUACCGAAACAUGCCAACCUUGCCUUGCGUACCAAAAUUCUCCUCUCCAACCGCACUCAGAGUCACAUGAGAGAUGAAAAACUUCAACUAUGUUCAAAAUUUCAUGCCGCCCUCGUGCUAUAAUCAACUCUCCUACUUGUCCUAGUAUUCUUUGCGUUUCCACAUUCCUCUUACUACAACACUGACUCAUAGACCAAACCAAAAUCACCACCACCACCUCUUUGCAUUCAUUCUGGCCAUGUUAUCCAACCAAUUUUUCCAGCUGAGGCCGGUUUUAUUGCUUCUCUUUCUAUGCUUUCUCAGCCUGAUAUCAUUCUCCAAAUCCAGUGAGCUUAAUUCACUUCUUCAAUUCAAGUCUGCUGUCCAGAACCCAGAUACCAAUCAUGUUUUCAGUUCAUGGACACAAGCCAACUCCUUAUGCAAUUUCACUGGGAUUGCAUGCAACUCCAAUGGACUUGUCAGAGAAAUCAAUCUUCCCCAACAAAAUCUACAUGGGAUUCUUCCAUUUGAUUCAAUAUGCUCGCUUCAGUCUCUUGAGAAACUCUCUCUGGGGUCCAAUUUUUUGUACGGUACCAUCACUGAGGACUUGAAGAAUUGUACUAGUUUGCAACACUUGGACCUGGGUUUGAAUAAAUUUUCUGGAAAAGUCCCUGACUUGUCUCCUUUGAGCAAACUAGAGUACUUGAAUUUGAACAACAGCGGGUUUUCUGGGCCAUUUCCAUGGAGAUCAUUGGAAAAUCUUACGAGUCUCACUUUCUUAAGCCUUGGUGACAAUUUCUUUGAACCAAGUACUUUUCCUGUGGAAGUCUUUAAGCUUGAGAAAUUGUACUGGCUUUACCUCUCAAACUGCAGCCUUACAGGACCAAUUCCAGAAGGUCUUGGAAACCUUACUCAGCUCAUAAAUCUUGAGCUUUCUUGUAACCAAUUGACUGGUGAAAUCCCAGCUGAUAUUGGAAAACUCAAGAACCUUUGGCAACUUGAGCUUUACAAAAAUUCAUUGACAGGGAAGCUCCCAGUUGGAUUUGGAAAUCUUACUAGUCUUGAGAACCUUGAUAUGAGUCGUAAUAACCUCCAAGGCAGUAUUUCUGAGGUAAGAUUCUUGACAAACAUUGUUUCUUUACAACUCUUUGAGAACCAGUUCACUGGGGAGGUACCUGAAGAGAUUGGGGGGUUCAAGAACCUCAGUAAUUUUUCACUCUACAGGAACAAGUUCACUGGUCCUUUACCUCAAAAGCUUGGCUCUUUAGCGGACUUUUUUUACAUUGAUGUUGCAGAGAAUUUUUUGACGGGUCCUAUACCUCCUGAUAUGUGCAAGAAUGGUAUAAUGAUUGCCCUGAUUGUGAUGCAGAACAAGUUCACUGGUGGAAUCCCAGAAAGCUAUGCUAAUUGCUUGUCUUUGAUACGAUUGAGAGUAAAUAACAAUUCUCUUUCGGGUGUUGUUCCGGCUGGGAUAUGGAGCUUGCCGAACUUAUCCAUAUUUGAUCUUUCAAUGAAUCAAUUCGAAGGUCCUGUGGCAUCUAAUGUAGGUAAUGCUAAAUCUCUUGCACAAUUAUUUCUAAAUAACAAUCACUUCUCUGGUGAAUUACCAUUGGCAAUUUCCAAAGCUUCAUCAUUAGUAUCAUUAAAGCUGAGUUCAAAUCAAUUUUCGGGUCAAAUUCCGGAAACAAUUGGUAGAUUGAAGACACUAGGCAAUAUUUAUUUAGAUGAAAACAUGUUCUCUGGUUAUAUACCGGACUCAUUAGGCUCAUGUGUUUCCCUCAGUGAAAUAAACCUGUCUGGCAAUAAACUUUCAGGCAACAUUCCAGCAAGUCUUGGACAUUUGCCUAAUCUCAAUUCCUUGAACUUGUCCAAUAACGAACUUUCUGGUGAAAUUCCUACCAGUUUGUCAUCACUGAGAUUAACCCUUCUUGACCUAUCAAACAACCAGUUGAUUGGCCAUAUUCCCGACUCUCUAUCCAUCCUAGCCUUCAGUACCAGCUUUAAUGGAAAUCCAGGCUUAUGUAGUCAGAAUUUAAAGCAUUUCCAGCCAUGUUCAUCAGGGUCCACCAGCACACGGAGCCACCUCGGGACACUGGUAUCCUGUUUAAUUGCUGGAGCUGUGAUUCUGCUUCUUGUACUAGUGUGUUGCCUAUGUGUCAAGCUAAGACAUAAAAAUCUUGAUAGCCCAUUGAAGUCUAAUUCUUGGGAUAUGAAGCCUUAUCACAUACUUACCUUCACAGAGAAAGAGAUCAUUGAUGGCAUCAAAAAUGAGAAUCAGAUUGGUAAAGGAGGGUCAGGGAAUGUGUACAGGGUUGAAUUAACUGAUGGUAAAGAACUUGCUGUAAAGCACAUUUGGAUAUCAGAUUCGGGUGACCGGAAAAACUGGCAAAGCAGCUCGGCUAUCCUAACAAAAAGGAAUAUCCGGUCUGCUGAAUUUGAGGCCGAGGUGGCCACAUUGAGCUCUGUGAGGCACAUCAAUGUGGUGAAGCUAUACUGUAGUAUCACAAGUGAGGACAGUAAUCUUCUGGUAUAUGAGUACUUGCCCAAUGGGAGCUUGUGGGAUCGGCUGCACAAUUGUAGUAGGAAGAUGGAGAUGGGAUGGGAGGUGAGGUAUGAGAUUGCAUUGGGGGCUGCUAGAGGAUUGGAGUAUCUUCAUCAUGGGUGUGAUAGACCGGUGAUACACCGUGAUGUGAAAUCCAGCAAUAUUUUGCUGGAUGGGGAUUGGAAGCCAAAGAUUGCUGAUUUUGGGUUAGCUAAGAUUGUGCAGGCUACUGGAGGGGACUGGACCCAUGUCAUUGCUGGGACACUUGGAUACAUGGCUCCUGAAUAUGCAUACACAUACAAGGUAAAUGAGAAGAGUGAUGUCUACAGCUUUGGGGUAGUCCUAUUGGAGCUGGUCAUGGGAAAGAGGCCGAUUGAGCCUGAGUUUGGAGAAAACAAGGACAUAGUCGACUGGGUACGCAGCAAAAUCAGUAAUAAAGAGAGUGUGCUUGACUUAGUAGACUCAACCAUCUCAGAAGCCCUCAAGGAAGAUGCAAUCAAGGUGAUGAGAAUAGCAGUCCACUGCACAUCAAAACUUCCAAGUCUAAGGCCCUCCAUGAGAAUGGUAGUUCAGAUGCUGGAAGAGGCUGAGCCUUGUAAACUUACCAACAUUAUUGUCAACAAAGAAUGCCAAAACAGUUCAAAUGAGAGUCUGAAGAAUACUGGCAAGAUUGGAGCACUUGAAUUUGAAAGUAAAAUUUACUGACACCCAGGCCUUGGAGCAAUGGUCUAGUACAUUGGACAUCAUCUUGUUAGAGUCCAAAUAGAUUUAUGAGCUUAAACUAGGUAAGAAAGUCAUGGCAAGAAGGGAAAAAUCAUUUUGAUCUCUGCUCGUAAGGGACAGAGGUACAUAUUUUCAUUGUAUUUUAUAUGCAAUAGUCAUCCUCACAUUAAGCAAUUUACAUCAUGAAGGUUUUUUUUUU